AUGAUCACCAUCUUCUCCUUCCUGCACAUCCUUGACGGGAUAACCGACCACCUCAAAGCGACCAACGACCGCGCGACACUCAUGGCCCUCCGGGCGACCUGCAAGAGCCUGCACGGCACGCUCACGCCUUACCUUCUCUACCACGUCAAGAUCUCCGGCUCGGAUACUCACUGCUACGUCAGUAGUGUCCACGGUGCUCCGGGCAUCACCGCACAGUGGGCGCACGAGUCUGCUUCUUCGUCAGGAGCAGCUAUCACUCCCGCCCAGACAUCUUUCCUUCAGACCUCGACCGUGUUCUUCCUCGAACCGACACUCACGCUAUCGGCGGCCUUCCACUUGGCCCAAUGGCCCACAAUGCAAACCCUGAGGUGUAUUAGGCAUAGCCCGAAGGGAUACUGGCCCUUGUCGUGGCCCCCACUCUCAGCCCACAAGGAGGUCUUUUUUCGCAACCUCACGGCUACGGGUUACAUCUACCGUCUCUGGCUCAACUUCAACGUCCGAGAGACCACAAAGACUGUGGUGGUCCACGUGUCAUACGACCCUGCCCUUGACCCUUGCCUUGACCACAAUCGUAACCGUGCUAUGGUGCCCCGUUUCUCCCCAGGCCAAGCGGGGAAUGUGGUCAUCGCCCUCAAGGCGCUCGCAAGCGGCGAAACUCGCCCCGACCCCGUCCCGCCGGGCGCGACGGCCGCACUUACACUCGUCCUCGCACUCAUCUGGUGCAACGCCAACCUCGAGCGCAAGUUUACCGUCGUUGGGAUGGAGUCGGCCGACUGGCGCUGGCUCGGCUUCGAGCACGAGGUGUUUGACGACGACCUCCUCACCCGCGUCCGGCAGCGUAUCUGCCACGGCAUCGAGCACGACGACCUCUCGACUGUCGUCUGUUCCGAGGACGAGAAGCGCCACAUGGACUCGCUCAUCACCUUCCUCACUCUCGAGGAGUACGAGGCGCAAGUUGGGCCACUGCAGUUCAAGGUCGACACGGACAUUACGCGGAAGUAG
This is a messenger RNA of Vanrija pseudolonga, 1002 nucleotides long. RefSeq lists its product as uncharacterized. The record is from RefSeq and is a predicted model, not a curated record. Bases 1 to 1002 code for a protein of 333 amino acids. Lineage: Eukaryota; Fungi; Basidiomycota; Tremellomycetes; Trichosporonales; Trichosporonaceae. The transcript has a single exon.